GGAGGGGGCACACGUCUCCGGCUCCGCCCGGCUCUUUCCCGGCCGUCUUUCCGCAUCCUGUUUACCUGCGGGGGGGAGGAGGGGGGAGAGAGAGACUCACUUCAUCGCAACUUCGCUCUUUCACUUUCUCAUCGGGACAUUGUCUUUGUCCAUUAUGUCCCGCCGCUCGCCUCGCAGCGCCCUCCUCGGUGGUCUGUGCGUGCUGCUGGCCGCCGCGUUGCUCUCCGUGUCGGGGGAGAAAGACUCCGAGAGUCGCUACGGUUCCGUCCGGGAGGCCGUGGCUGAGCUGGCCGGGGAGGGGAGGACCUACCUGGGCAGGCUGGCCGGGGAGCAGACGGUGCGGUCGGUGCAUAAGGCCUUCUCCCAGGUGCUCGCCGCCGUGGCAGGAGGCCUGUCCGCCGGCCUCAACGUGCUCUGCCUCAACGCGUCCCGCUUGCUGCAGGCUGCCGGAGUCCACGCCACCCUUCCCAUCAGCGAGGCGACCCCAGACGGGGUGGUCUUCGUCGCCCAGUGGCUCCUGGUGACUUUCAUUGGCUACUGGCUGAUCUCCCUCGUCUUCAGAUGCGUUGCCUCCGCUCUGAGGCGGGCGCUGUGGCUGCUCAAAGUGGGCGUGGCCGUGGUCUGCUUCGGGUUCAUCCUGAGCGACCGCAGCGCGGGCAGUGACGCCAUGGCGGUGCGGCUGGCCGUGCUGGUGUGUGUCUGCGUGCUGCUGGGCGUCGGCACCCUGGGGAGCCCCGACGUCGCCGGGCAGACGGCUCGGCUGGAGAAACAGGUGAAGGUGCUGGAGACGCGCCUGAGGGAGAUGGAGAGGCGUAGGAGGACACAGGAGUGAUGGAGGGACAGGGGAAUUCUAGUGUUCCUCUUCCGUCCUGACGCCACCUUGAGGGCUUCUAGAACUUCAAUUCCGAAAUAUUUGUACGUUUUUAGAUUUUCUAUAACUUUUUUGAAAAGUAUUCCAUGACUCGUGAUUUAUUACUGACAAUAAGAUUACUUAAGAGUUCCUCAGAAUGUGACACGUGUGACGGAAAAGCUCUCGCGUCCAACGUUCUGAUCUGAAAAAUAUUUUUCUUUGCUUUAUUUCUGAAAGUUAGACGAUAAGAUUGAUUCAACGCUCUCGCAUGUUCAUGGUAUCAAUGUUCUCAUCUCACACAUUAUCUAACACGUUAUCUUUGCUCCCUGUUGGUCAGCUUCUCCUCAGACACCAAGCACAACAGUCUGUAAAGGUAAAUACAAAAGAAAGAUACCUUUUGCCUCAAAUUCACCGUUUUGUCUUUUGACCACCAGUCAAACUAAAUGUCUUUCACGGCACAGUACCGGUACUUAAAAAAUAACUUGAAUCUAGUAGUAAAUGGUAGGAUUGGUUGGUAUAUUGUAGGGAAGGGAAGGGUAGUACUACAUGGUAGGGUAGUAUAUGGUAGAAAAGGAGGGUAUGGAAGGGUAGUUUCUAGUAGACAGGCAUAGUAUUUAAUAGGAUAGGGUAGGACGUCCCGACGGCUUUACUUCCAUAAUCCUUUGAAUCCAUUUGGAGGAAACCACUUUAGAUAACUUACUUAAGUACAUUUGUAACCAGAGCUGUUGUGCUGAUGGGUUUUUUCCUGUAUUUUUCCUCAGUGUGCCUUUUGGAUUCAGUUUAUUUUCCACAUACUCCACCAUCACCAUCUAACGUGUGAAAAUAUUUUUAUUUUAGAGGAAUACAAAGUAUGAAUUAGACUUAUCACAUUUCCAGGUUGCGCAAACAUUUCAAACUGCUGCAGUUCAAAACACGCUAGAUCCUAGAAACAUGCUGAAUAUUCCAACUGUUGGUAAACGGUAUUUCUGCUGGUCUGUGAUUUAUCUUCUAGAAAAAAGCUGUGCUUCGCUUCAGAUAACUGAAGUUUGGAGUACAAACUCCAUUCCGAAAAGAUUUUAAUCUUUCCAAAGGCCCUGGAACAGAGCAUGUGUGACGAAAACGAAUAAAGCUUCACCGAGAACCCGACUGACCUCCAGGUUGAUGAGACUAAAGAAAUGAAAAAUGUCCAGUUCAUUUCAGAUAUAGAGCCUCCGUUUUCUUUUCACUUGUGGCCACUUUUAACAAUGUUGUGCAUAUAAAUUCCACUGUUUGGCAAUUUAUUAAAAAGAAAUUAUCAAAGAA
Molecule: messenger RNA, 2131 nt
Organism: Gasterosteus aculeatus aculeatus (three-spined stickleback)
Lineage: Eukaryota; Metazoa; Chordata; Actinopteri; Perciformes; Gasterosteidae
Gene: tmem109
Product: transmembrane protein 109
Biological process (GO): intrinsic apoptotic signaling pathway in response to DNA damage by p53 class mediator; cellular response to gamma radiation
Source: RefSeq, a predicted model, not a curated record